UAAGUAUGCAAGGAUCGUGGCAAGUGAAAAGAUGUAGCCUCUGCCUACCCCUCCGGGAAAAAGGUGUGCUUUUUGUACGUAACAUUGGUAUAAAAUUUUUGAUCAAAUAGCGUUGACAUUUUUUUAUUGUUAUAUUGACUUUUUGACUUUAAGUAUAAGACCCAUAUUACAGGGUGGUACUUCUACAAUUUUGUAGCCUUUGUCGUUAGAGAAUGCGCUCUCAUUUCUAUGGUCAGCAAAAUUAUGAAAGGCUAAGGUAUGGGUUCAGUUGGACUUUGAGCUUAUACGUCGUAAUGUUCUGAUACUUUCAUUAUCAUAAUAUUGUGCAACAUCAGAACAGAUAAACUUUAAAAAAUCAAGACUGUAACUAAAAAUGGCUGGGACCAGCCGGUUACUAUUACUCGCAGUGGUUUUCACUUCAGUGCAUGCCUACUGUCCACAAGACAAGAUUUACAGUAUCGGCGACAGAUCCGACGAGUGCAGAUUCCGAAUCUACUGCAUCGGAAACAUAAGGGGCAUAAGUCUUCCAGAAAAAUGUCGGGCUUCCACCAACUAUCCCGUCAACGUAGAAGUUAUACUCACUGACGCUAUAGAAAGAUUCGACGAACGUAUCAUUGACGCUGACUUUUUAAUUUCAGUGACAUCGUUGAAAGCAUCUGGCAAGUGGCCUCAGACCAAACUAUCAUUUUUACAUUACAUGCCACAACUCCAAAACCUUUCUCUGGUAGGCAAUAAUAUUGGUGUUCUUGAUUCCAAGCCUUUUUACAUUCUAAAUCGCCUUGAAAAUCUAGACCUUUCACGCAAUAGACUAAGUAAUUUAACAGAUUUGUUUCGAUUCGAACCAGAAGAAAUUGAACAACUUGACAAAACAAAUGACAUAAUAACAAAAAAUAAAUUGACAAAACUUAAUUUAGCAUUCAAUCUGAUUAAAGACAUUCCUGGAGAUGUAUUUGAGGAGUUAAUCUCUUUGGUAGAUUUAGACCUGUCAUUCAAUCAUAUUUCAAAAUUAGACGAACAAGUAUUGGCACAUUUGACAAACUUGCAAAUAUUAAAAUUAAAUAACAAUAAAAUAGUAGACUUAAAUGGAGCUCUCAACAAGCUACUUAAUCUGAAACAUCUUUACGUUGGACAUAAUAAAAUACAAAAUAUAAGUGACGAGUCCUUAGAUAUUAUACAUCAUUUAGAAACAUUAGAUUUUUCAACAAAUGAAGUCCAAAUUUUGACUUCAGGAUUGUUCUCAAGACACUGGGAACAUUUGGGAGGUCACUCAAUUUGUAAAAUUAUACUCUCUGGAAAUAAUAUAUUUGCUGUACCUAAUGCAACAACUGAAGAGUAUUCUCCAAGAUCCACUAGAUCCUAUAGCAAGAAUAAUAUUGAUGUAUUAACUGAAUUAGAUUUGUCAAAGAAUUCUAUAACAGAUAUUGGUUAUGACGCGUUCAGUUCUCUUGUUCGUCUAAGGUCUCUUGAUUUAUCUUGUAAUAAGUUGAUCGACUUUGUUGUUAAUGCUAAUGACCUAGAAUACGUCAGAUAUUUAAAUCUUAGUACUAAUUAUAUAACACAUUUGUACUUCGAUAGCUUCGCUUCUAUGAGAAAUCUCUAUAAUUUGGACCUUUCACACAAUCGUUUGGAAUAUAUACCAGAUUUUACUUUUAUAAAUAACUUUAAUUUGAAACAUGUUAAUAUGACAGAUAAUGAGUUUACAAUUCUGAAAAACAUUCAUAUAAAGAUAUUCCAUCCGGAUGGUGGUAUUUUAGAUCUUUCAAAUAAUGGAAUUUCAAGAUUGACUAUUCCUUUAGGGGAAGGAUUACGAAUGAGAAAAUUAUUUUUAAGUUCUAACAAUAUUUCAGAAGCCAUGUUUAUCAAUUUGCUACAUCAAACCGAGUUGGUACAUGUAGACAUGAGUAAAAAUUAUAUUGAACUUUUAAAUUCUUCGUCUUUAUGUCUUCCAGUUACAGUUUCAAAUUUAGACCUUAGUUUUAAUCAUAUCAGAAAAAUCGAACCCGCCGCUUUUCAUCGUAUCCGUCAUUUAGAAAUGUUACGCCUAUCUCAUAAUGAAUUAACUACUAUAGAUUACGGCUCCUUCCAAGGUUUAAUUGCACUUCGGGAUUUAGAUUUGUCUUUCAAUAAAAUUGCAUAUUUAGACUCAAAAGUCCUCUCAGACCUCAAAUCAUUACAAUAUCUUUCGAUAAGAUCCAAUAAAAUGUAUCAUAUGGAUUACAAAGGUUGGAUUGGCCAUAAAAACCAUUUGGAGGUUUACGUGGAUGGAAACAAUUUUACUUGUAAUUGGUUAAGUACUGCUUUAAGUGACUAUCACAAUCAUUUCUCCCAAAUGAGACCGACUGUUUUAGUAGAAGCAGUCACUCAACAUUCUGUGGAAGGUAUACCUUGCCUUCAAACAGAGGUCGGAGAACUAAUUUCAAAUCCUCUCAUGUCUAAUGAUGACCGAAUGUUAUCAGUAAAUCUACAAAUUUUAGGGGCUAUAAAAGAGCAAACUUACUUUAUAAAGAAGUAUAUGGCUCACGCGAUAUCCGAGAGGGCGGCAAAAUACUAACAUUUAUCUUAGAGCAGUUACUUAUAUUGUUUUAAAAACGUUAUACUAUUAUUAUGAUCUGUCUGGUUAGCCUAACUGUCAAGGGUUUUUCUAACCCAAAA
Molecule: messenger RNA, 2652 nt
Organism: Amyelois transitella
Lineage: Eukaryota; Metazoa; Arthropoda; Insecta; Lepidoptera; Pyralidae
Product: leucine-rich repeat-containing G-protein coupled receptor 5A
Exons: 3
Coding region: 374-2551 (725 amino acids)
Molecular function (GO): protein binding
Source: RefSeq, a predicted model, not a curated record